GUGGAGGACGAAUGCGGUGACAUACCAAUGGUCCUCGUCCAAAACAAGAUAGAUUUGAUCGAACGGGCAGCUGUGCUCAACGAAGAAACAGAGGCUCUGGCCAGAGAACUGAAGCUGCGCCUUUACAGAACCUCCGUGAAAGAAAACGUGAACGUGGACCAGGUCUUUCGCUACGUGACGGACUUGUUCCUCUCCGAGUUACAGGAGAUGGAAGAGGAGAACGCGUCUCAUCCGGCUCCGUGUCACAUCGUCCGAGGUGCGUGUCAUCCG
This is a messenger RNA of Notodromas monacha, 270 nucleotides long. The record is from the annotation of a GenBank genome assembly. NCBI's taxonomy places the organism in Eukaryota, Metazoa, Arthropoda, Ostracoda, Podocopida, Cyprididae.